Molecule: messenger RNA, 2415 nt
Organism: Eimeria acervulina
Lineage: Eukaryota; Apicomplexa; Conoidasida; Eucoccidiorida; Eimeriidae
Exons: 10
Coding region: 1-2415 (804 amino acids)
Biological process (GO): regulation of transcription by RNA polymerase II; chromatin remodeling; positive regulation of DNA-templated transcription
Cellular component (GO): nucleoplasm; brahma complex; SWI/SNF complex
Molecular function (GO): nucleosome binding
Source: RefSeq, a predicted model, not a curated record
AUGCGGCUCCAGCAGCAGUCGGUGCUGCUGCUGCUGCUGCUGCUGCUGCUGCUGCUGCAUGGGUAUCCAGCCCAGCGAGCAGCAGCAGAACAGCUAGCACCAGUAGCCACACCAGCACGAGCAGACUUAGCAGCAGGUGCUGCUGCCUCGCAGCAGCAGCAGCAGCGCUGCACCCCUACCUCAGCCGCGUCUGCACAAGAAGCAACAACAACUGCAGCAACAGCAGCAGCAGCAGCAACAGGGCGGCGCAUGCAUUUUGCAGCAGUAUUGCCUCGCGCAUGGGGUGUCUUUUCCGGUAGAGGUGCUGGUGCAGCACCAGCAGCAACAACAACAGCAGCAGCAACAACAGCAGCAGCAGCAACAGCAGCAGCAAGAGGGUGGCGCGUUGCUGAGAGACCUGCUGCUGCAGGGUGCUUAGCCUUUGGUUUCCGCUGGAACAGCAGCAAGAAGAAAGCUGAAGGGGCAGCAGCAGCAGCAGCAGCUGCUGCUGCUGCUGCUGCAGAGGAUAAGGCCCAAGAGUUGGAGCACGGAGUGCUGCUGAGACGGGCGAAGGAGGCUUUGCUGCUGCUGCACGAUCAGGUGUGUAUACAGCUGCGGCAGCACGAGCCUGAGCUGCGAGUAAUGUGUCGCUCCCUAGGGCGGUUGCUGCUGCAGUGUAUCGGCAGCUUGCUGCGAAUAAAUGCAGCAUCUGCUGCUCUGCUGCUGCCGCUCUGCGCUUCAUGGGGCCUCGGCUCUUCCUUAUCUCGCGUCCGCCUAGAUGAUCCUUUCCUGCUGCAACAGCUGCAGCUGCCAGCAGGGGCGACACCAGCUCUGUACGGUCUCAGCUUUACAGAGGUGGCGAUCCCUGUAGAUGAGGCUAACAGAAGUCAGGCUGGGGGCGCCAGCACAGUGCAGCAGCAGCAACAGCAGCAACAGCAGCAGCAGCAGCCGCAACAGCAGCAGCAGCACGAGGGAGCGACUGCUUCCCUCGUCUUAGCGCAGCAGGAAGGCGUCUCUUCGCAGCCGGAGCAGCAGCAGCAACAAGACCAGCAGCCGCCUCCACAACAGCAAUCCCAGCAGCAAAAAGUGCAGCAACAACCGCAGCAGCAGCAGCAGCAACUACGGGGCUGGCUGAUACCGGCUGAGCAGCGCAGCAGCAGGAAGGCUAUUAUUUGCAUGCACGGUUGGCUGUCUAACAGACAGGCGUGUCUCCCUUUCCUUGAAGCAGCUAAACAACUUAAGCUCCACAAGGACCACCACAUUUUGCUGCUGGACAUGCGAGGAAGCGGCGACUCUGCUGCAGUUCGUCGGGCUGCAGCAGCGCCAGCAGCAGUCCCUCCUUCCCCCAGCAGCAGCAGCAACAGCAGCAGCAACAGCAGCAGCAGCAGCAGCAGCAGCACGGGGGAAGAUUGGUGGGCUGUCGAAGCAGCAGCAUCGCAGCUAGCUACAGAUGCACGAGAAGACCUGGCAGCAGCAAUUUGCUUCUUAAAGAGACAAAUUAACGCUAAAGAAAUUGGGGUGUAUGCACAGGGUGGAGCUGCAAUGGGCGUCUUGCUGCUGAAGCGGGAAGAAGACUGGCUGCAGCAGCAAGGGGUGUCUCUCGAAAAAGUGCUGCUGGAUUCUCCCAUAUGCAGCGCUGCUGCGCUGCUGCAGCAGCAAGCAUCAAACCGCCCCGUUGCGCGCUCGCUGCUGCAGCUGCUGCAGCACCUCACAUGGGGCCUUGGCAGCAAGGCGACGUACUUACUAAAGAAAGGGCAGCACUGCAACCUAGCAGCAGCAAAUGCUGCCGCAUUCAAAGCCGCAGUUGCUGCUGCUUUUGUCUCUCCUUCGUCGCUGCAGCGGCUGUGGCGGUUGCUGCUGCCAGCAGCAGCAACGCGAGCAGCAGCUCCUCCUGAAUCUGUACUGCUGACGCCCAGGGAUCUUUCUAUGAUGAAAGAGCAACAGCAGCAAAUCAAGCUGCAUCAGCAGCACAUGCUGCAGCAAGACAAACAGGCGGCGAAGGGCCUUCUGCUGCUGCUGCCUGUGAGAGAAUUUAUUUUCUCCGUCGAAGGCCUCAGCGCUUUGUCUCCUUAUGCAUUCACCUGCUGCAUUUGCAUGCAUGCAGCAGCAGCAGCAGCAGCAGCAGCGGCAGCAGCAGCAACAGCAGCUGCAGCAGAAGCCCUCUCCUAUUCACCCCACACUGAGGCUCCUGCUGCGGAGCAUCUCAUAGCACCGAACCAGCAGCGGCCAGCAACUGCAGCAGCAGCACAUCAGCAGCAGCAGCAGCACAUCAGCAGCAGCAGCAACAGCAGCAACAGCAGCAGCAGCAACAGCAGCAGCAGCAACAGCAUGCAAGGGCCCCUGAGUAACGGCAGCAGCAGCAGCAGCAGCAGCAGCAGCGCGGAGGCCUUAGCGGACGGGGCGCCGGCGAGCGUGCAGCCGCUGCACCGGGCAUAG